This is a messenger RNA of Cercopithifilaria johnstoni, 672 nucleotides long. The record is from the annotation of a GenBank genome assembly. NCBI's taxonomy places the organism in Eukaryota, Metazoa, Nematoda, Chromadorea, Rhabditida, Onchocercidae.
AUGGCGGAAGAUGGCGAUCAUGAUAAAAAGUAUAAUAUGCCUCCUCCUCCUUCUUAUAAAUCGAUCUAUCCGGAAAUGGCAGAAGAUAUACCAGACAAGUCUGCUACGAUGAAAUGCAAACUAAAAGGCAACAAUGGAUUUAUCGAUGACAUAUCGCUUGUUAUCAAAGCUGCAGAUUUAGCUGCUCGGCGUCAUCGUCGACAGCGUAGAAAAGAUGCCACACAAACUCCUUAUGUCAAUCAUCCAAUCGGUGUCGCUUAUAUCUUAACAAAUGAAGGACAAAUAACCGAUACAGCAACAAUCAUUGCUGCCAUACUCCAUGAUAUUGUUGAGGACACAAAAACAACGGAUGAAGAAAUUCGAGAAAUGUUUGGUGAUGAGGUAGCAGAUAUCGUUAAAGAAUGCACAGUAAUUAAAAGUAUGAAGCGUGAAGCAAGAAUGAAAUCUCAAUUGGAAAAGGCAUCGGAAUUGUCAUAUAAGGCAAAGCUUGUACAAUUAGCGGAUAAGCUGUAUAACAUCCGUGAUAUCGAGCGUUGUACGCCAUUCGGCUGGACAAAGCAGCAAGUGACGGAAUAUAUUUUAUUUGCGAAGGACUUGUUAUCAAACAUCAAAGGGAUAAAUGAUUCACUGGAAACAACUCUGGAUGAUAUCAUCAACAAACAUAUCAAAUGA